CCGUGCGCUCCCAUUGAAGGCGAACCAGAGUGACGCGCGGCGGGCUGUGUGGACGCUCCGUGGACGCACAACUUUUUUUUUUGCAUCCCACCGAAACACGCACGCACGCACACACGCGCGCGCGCGCACGCCGCUGGCUGACGCGCACCUUUGUGGAGUACGGUGCCAUGUGAGGAGGGGCGACAGGAGGAGGAGGAGGGGGGUCACCGCGCUUCUUGGAUAUUGCUCCCGUUACAUUUGGAUAACGUUUUCUGGAGGAGAGGAACUAAGAGUGGGCAUUUUGAAGGAUUACAACCCCCCUGCUUCCUUUUUCUUCGACUUUUAUUGAAUUGCUUCUUUGGGAAUUGGGAUUGCACUGUAGGUGUCACUUUAGCUGCGGAAGGAUGGCAGCUUGGGUCACCUUCGCCCUUGCCUUCAGCACCAUGACACAGGUGUUUGCCUCAGGCGUUUUUGAGCUGCACCUUCACGACUUUAAGAACCACAGGGGCCUGCUGGCCAACGGGCUGCCGUGCAAGCCAAGCUGCAGAACUUACUUCCGGGUGUGCCUGAAAAACUACCAGGUGGUGGUCUCGCCAGGAGAAUGCAUUUUCGGCAGCGCCCGGACGCCGGUGCUGGGUUCCGUGCUGCCCGGUCCCAUCCAGAUCCCCUUCAACUAUGGGUGGCCGGGAUCAUUUUCAUUAAUAAUUGAAGCCUGGCACGCUCCUCAUGGAAAUCUACCUGUAGACGCCAACAACUCGGACUUUCUAAUAAGCUUCUUCGCCAUCCAAAGACAACUGAGCGUGGGCAGCGACUGGGCUCAGGACACGCAGACCAGCGAGCAGACGGAGCUCAAGUAUUCCUACCGCUUCGUCUGCAACAAAAGUUACUACGGCGAGAGUUGCUCCAAGAAAUGCACGCCCCGGGACGACCGCUUUGGACACUACACCUGCACCAGGGAUGGACAGUUGUCCUGCCUGGCCGGCUGGAAGGGGGAAUACUGCGAAGAACCCAUCUGUCUGGAAGGCUGCAGCGAGAGGAACGGCAAUUGCUCCAAACCUGGAGAGUGUGUGUGUCGAGAUGGCUGGCAGGGCACCUUCUGCGACGAGUGCAAAAAAUACCCGGCGUGCAAGCACGGCACCUGCCAGCUGCCGUGGCAGUGCAACUGUCAAGAGGGUUGGGGAGGCCUAUUCUGUGACCAAGAUCUCAACUUUUGCACGCAUCAUCAUCCCUGCGUGAAUGGCGCCACUUGCAUGAACACGGGCCAGGGCAGCUACACGUGCACAUGCAUGCCGGGCUUCACCGGCGUCGACUGCGAGCUGGAGAUGCAGGAGUGCGACAGCAACCCCUGCCGGAACGGAGGAAUAUGCACCAAUCUGGAGAACGGUUACGUGUGCUCGUGUCCGGAGGGUUUCGAGGGCUCCCACUGCGAGCACAGCCUCCUGACGUGCGUGGAUUCCCCGUGCUUCCACGGUGGCAAGUGCUGGGAGAAGGACAACGGGCGGAGCUACAUGUGCGAGUGUCCCAGCGGCUACACCGGCCUCAACUGCGAGAAGAGAGUGGACAAGUGCACCACGCUUCCCUGCGCUAAUGGAGGCCAGUGCCUGAUCCACGGUGGUACCCGGGUAUGCAGUUGCCGCGCGGGAUUUACGGGCCAGCACUGCGAAAUCAACAUCAACGAGUGCGCCGGGAACCCGUGCGUCAAUGGCGGGACCUGCCUGGACCGGAUCAACGACUACACCUGCGCCUGCCCCCCGGGGUACAGUGGACGCAACUGCGACAAGGUCCUCAACGACUGUCCUCUCCAUCCUUGCCUCAACGGCGGCGUCUGCGCCAGUAAGACCCCGGCGACCUGCGUGUGCCCGCCUGGCUUCACGGGACACAGCUGCGAGUUCUUCGCCGCUGUGACUUCACAAGUCGGGGAGGCUCAAGAUGGCUUCCAGUGGGCAGCCGUCUCUCUGGCCGUGGGUCUCGUGGCGCUUCUGGUGCUGCUUUGCAUGGUGGGCUUGGCGCUGAGGCACAUCCACCGGCAGGCCCGAAGACAGCGAGAGGACACGGAGACCAUGAACAAUGUGUCCAGCGCUCAGCGGGAUAAUCUCAUAACGGCUUCGCAGCUCAAAAACACCAACCAGAAAGUCAGCCUGGAGGUGGACUGCGACUCGGAGAAGUCGAACUUUAUCCACAAAAACUAUCACUUGGACCCUUACAGCUCAAAAACGAAGGAAUUUAAAGACGACACGUCGCGAGAAGGCAAAAGUCUGAUUUAUGACAAAUGUUUAGAAGACAAAAGACCCUUGAGUAGAGUCUGCAGUGAAAAGCCGGAGUGUCGGAUAUCAACGAUAUCCUCGUCCAGAGACUCUAUGUACCAGUCGGUAUUCGUCAUAGGUGACACGAGAAGAGAGUGCGUCAUAGCGACAGAGGUUUAAAAAGGAGUGACGCAGAAGAGACCCGGCAAUACAAUCGAAGCAGAAUUGGAACAUUCUGGAUUGUUUACAAAUACCGAGAAGAGACUUUGGGGUUGUUUUUUUUCCCCCCCCGAUGCGUCAGCCGCUGCUCUUUGGAAGACUUGAAGACACGGUGGAGGAACAUUUUAACUUAUCUCCUGGACGGUUGAAAAGAAGGCGAAGGUGGAUCGCCUACCAUCCACUCGUUUUCUGGCCUUGUGUGGUAAUCACCAUGGCGACGAUGACUUACAGCCAAGCAAUCAGUGAAAGUUGCCUGAGAUUUUUUUUUUUUUUUAGCCCCGCCCACCCGGAAAACCCAUCUUGCCACCUUCGCCUUCUAUGCAAAAAUCAACAACGACAACAACAAGAAAAAAACUCAGGGUCAACACCCACAAUCCAACGUCACAAACACAGAGUAAUGAAUGUCUGAACGUCUUUGAUUUGGAGACUUACAUGCAGCCCGAAUUCACUAGAAGCCUUAAAAAAAAAAAAAGGGGGUGUUGGGGUGAGUGAGGGGUGGAACAAUUUGUGCCCCUGUCUCCUUCUUGGAUUGUUUGCACUACAAAAAAAAAAAAAAAAAAAAAAAAAGACAAACGAAGAACGUACUUU
Syngnathus typhle (broad-nosed pipefish) is the source of this 3029-nucleotide messenger RNA. It is a transcript of the gene dll4, whose product is annotated as delta-like 4 (Drosophila). The transcript has 11 exons. The coding region runs from base 384 to 2402 and encodes 672 amino acids. NCBI's taxonomy places the organism in Eukaryota, Metazoa, Chordata, Actinopteri, Syngnathiformes, Syngnathidae. Gene Ontology annotation, cellular component: plasma membrane; protein-containing complex. Gene Ontology annotation, biological process: Notch signaling pathway; cell communication; establishment or maintenance of epithelial cell apical/basal polarity. Gene Ontology annotation, molecular function: calcium ion binding. The record is from RefSeq and is a predicted model, not a curated record.